Apis laboriosa (Himalayan honeybee) is the source of this 2057-nucleotide messenger RNA. Its product is annotated as hexosaminidase D-like. The coding region runs from base 227 to 1975 and encodes 582 amino acids. NCBI's taxonomy places the organism in Eukaryota, Metazoa, Arthropoda, Insecta, Hymenoptera, Apidae. The transcript has a single exon. The record is from RefSeq and is a predicted model, not a curated record. Gene Ontology annotation, biological process: carbohydrate metabolic process. Gene Ontology annotation, molecular function: hexosaminidase activity.
AUUUAUAUUGUUUCAUAGCGAAACAGUUAACUAAAAAUUAUUAUAUUAUUUUGUGAUAAUGAAACCAUAUUGUAAUUUGUAAGUUCAAUUUGAAUCACGAGCUUAAAAACAAUAUUAGGUACAAGAAUUGACAUUCAUUAAGAAGAAUUGUGCCAUAAAGAACAAAAGCUUCGAUUAAAUAUAAAUAAUAAUAAAUUAAUCUUAAUGUUCUGCUGGAUUGACAAUCAUGACGCGACUAAGAGGCAGAGCCUCUUUAAUGAUCAUUAUAAUGAUCAGUUUUACCCUAUUGAUUAUUAUUUAUCAUAUUCUCGGUAAUGAGGUCAAGGACAUUACGUCCAAUAAAUUAAGUCCACGACUUAAAAUGGAAGAAGUUUAUCCAUUAAGUGAUCUCACAGAGAAUCCUCUUAGUAUUGCCAGAAAACAACAAAUAGAGGCUCAUAUAAUGGAAAAAUUAAAAAGUGGUGGAGGCAAACUAUUCAGUGAUUUCAAUUAUGGUAAAUCACAUAUAGAAGUUCCCUUGUUCAAAGGUCAUAAAAUUGUACAUUUGGAUUUAAAGGGUGCUCCUCCAAAAGCAAGUUAUUAUAAGUACCUGCUACGUUUGCUCAAAAAAUUAGGUGCCACUGGUAUACUUAUAGAAUAUGAGGAUAUGUUUCCUUUUGAAGGAAUAAUACAAAAUAUCAGUGCAGGUAAUUGUUAUACCAAGAGGGAUAUUACUAACAUUCAAAAAAUAGCUAACGAGAAUCAGCUCAUAGUUAUACCAUUGAUUCAAACUUUUGGUCAUAUGGAAUUUGUUCUAAAAUUAGAUAAAUAUAAAGAUUAUAGAGAAGUUUCACGUUAUCCACAAGUUUUAUGUCCUACAUAUAAUAAAACUCUUCCAUUGAUAUAUGAAAUGAUAGAUCAAAUAAUAGAAGCGCAUCCUGAUAUAAAGCAUUUACAUAUUGGAGCUGAUGAAGUUUAUCAAAUAGGAGAAUGUUCGAGAUGUUCAGAUAUAAUAAUUAAAAAACAAUGGGAUAAAAAACAAUUAUUCUUGGAUCAUGUUUCAAAAGUAGCAAAGUAUAUAAAAAAUAAAUAUCCAGAACUUACAAUUCUUAUGUGGGAUGAUGAAUUUAGAGAAAUAGCAUCUGAAGAAAUAAUAGACAGAGGUUUACAUUUAAUGGUAGAACCUGUCGUUUGGAAAUAUACUACUGAUCCUGGAGUAUCAUUAACAAAUCAAUUGUGGGAAAGCUAUGCAUCAGUUUGGAAGAAUAUUUGGAUUGCUACAGCUUUCAAAGGUGCCACUGCACCAGAUAGAUAUUAUACAGAUAUUGCUUAUCAUAUAGAAAACCAUCAACGUUGGUUAGAAAUUAUUAAUAGAUAUUCUGCUCAGAUUAGAUUUAAGGGUGCAAUUUUAACUGGGUGGCAAAGAUAUGAUCAUUUUAGUGUACUUUGUGAACUUUUACCAUCUGCCAUACCCUCACUUGCUGUAAAUUUAGCUAUCUUACAAGCUCCAGAUUUAUGUAGAUUCCCAAUAGAAGUACCUACUUCAGUAUUACAAGCUUUACAAUGUGAGGGUAUCAUUUCUUUAAAUAUUCCAGAACCUCAAUAUGGUUGGACCAAAUGUAAUUAUCAUGGUGUAUCUAUUUAUGCUGCCACAUUGAGAUUAUUUUCUUUGACUCAAGAAGUCAAUAAAAUGGAGCAGGAUAAUACCUUUAAAGGAUGGUUGAAAUCAUACAAUUUAAAAUAUGCAUUUUCAAAUCCUAGUCAUGUAGAAAGAGCAAUUGCUGAUUUAGAUAAAUAUAAGAUGGAAAUAAUGUAUAUUGAGAAAGAAAUAAGAUCAUCUAUGGAAAAUAUAUAUGAUAAUUAUACCAUACAAGAGUGGAUAGAAACAUAUAUUGAUCCUUUAAAUGAGAAAUUAACUCAAUUAUGGGAGGCUAAAGAAAAAAUUUUAGAAAAGAACAUAUGGCCAAGAAGACCAUUAACAAAAUCUGAUUUAUAACUAAACGAAUAAUUUCCAUACAAUGUAAUAUGAGACUGAAGAUCGCACUAGAAUAAACAAAGAAACGAUAUAUUAAUCGAGA